UGUAGGCGACGGGGACGACGCGCGGCAAACAGCUAAUGGCUCACCUUUAUACAGUGCCAAAACCCCUUCGAUACGCACCACUUUUGAAAGGCAAUCAAAAGGUCCUUUGUAUAGCAUCCCAACGGCGCUGCCGUUUUGUUGCGCGACAGGCUGA
Molecule: messenger RNA, 154 nt
Organism: Acaulospora colombiana
Lineage: Eukaryota; Fungi; Glomeromycota; Glomeromycetes; Diversisporales; Acaulosporaceae
Source: the annotation of a GenBank genome assembly